AUGGCCAUAACAACAAUAACAACUACUACUGCCAAUACUCGCGAAACCGAAAAGGAGCAGCAACCUCACACGCUACGCUGUCGCCAGUCGCAUCGACAGCAUCGCUGCGGCGCGCACGCUGCACACUGCAGCUGCAUCGCUGCACGCCUAACUGCCGGCACUCAAAUCUCUGCCCUUUGUUUAACGAUUACCGCUGGGACGUUAGAAAUGGCAUUGAGCGGCUAA
Molecule: messenger RNA, 225 nt
Organism: Cercopithifilaria johnstoni
Lineage: Eukaryota; Metazoa; Nematoda; Chromadorea; Rhabditida; Onchocercidae
Source: the annotation of a GenBank genome assembly